CUCGGUCUCGGGCGCUCCAGGGGCGGGUGGGGUGGGCUGAGCCAGGGCCGCCGCCGCCGCUGCCUCCGCGGGAGAGAGGCCGAGAGCAGAGCCGGCGCGGGUCCCGGAAGAGAGCGCAGCCGCCGGACGCUCGGUUCCCGUCCCGGUCGAGGCCAGGGGCGCGCGGCGAUGUGAGCCAUGAGCGCGACGUGGACGCUGUCCCCCGAGCCGCUGCCGCCGUCGACGGGGCCCCCGGUGGGCGCGGGCCUGGACGCGGAGCAGCGCACAGUGUUCGCCUUCGUACUCUGCCUGCUCGUGGUGCUGGUGCUGCUGAUGGUGCGCUGCGUGCGCAUCCUGCUCGACCCCUACAGCCGCAUGCCCGCCUCGUCCUGGACCGACCACAAGGAGGCGCUCGAGCGCGGGCAGUUCGAUUACGCGCUGGUCUGAGCCGAGCGGGGUUUCUCGCCGAGGGCCGACCCGACGGGGGCGCCGCCUGGCCGGGAUGGCGCUCAGGAUCCCACCCCAGAUCCUAGCCCGAGGGGACAGGGCGUUAGAAGUCCGGCUCCUCCCCCUCAGACCCCUCCCAUCUUUCCUCCCGGCCUGGCCGGAGCCCCACUUCGUGCCUUUAUCCCGCCCCGUCCUCGCUCCGUGACUCACCGGCCCGGCUGGUCCCCUACUGCCUCCCCGACGGGGAAGAGGACCCCCUCCCCCACCCCAAGGCGUAUUGGUGGCUCUGCUACUGUCCUGCCGCCGCCGAGCAUGACUGUCGUGUCCAUUCCUGGAUGCGGGGGACCCCCGUGUCCCCCUCCCUCCCCUGUGGUCUGGCCAUCCUCACUCCCCCAACCCCGACCCGUCGCCUCGCCCCCCACCCUUAAGUGUUGAGCUGCUCCUGCGGGACAGGCUCUCCUGGGCCCACGGGGUGGACGCUGCAUAGCAAUAUGCCCUGCGUGGCCUGCCCCCGGAGACCGAGACUGGAGAGCAACAAUGGCUGUUGUGUCCAGGAUGCGUGACGCCUGCGGUGGGAGGAGAGUGCGGGCAGGUUCCCUUCCGCUCCAGCCCCGGCCCCAGUCCAGGUCAGCGCCCUUCCCCCAGUCACCACCUCCGCCCCGCACUGGCUUUCCUGCCAUCUCCCCCGGAUCCCUGCUCCCAUCCCCGCCUGGCCUCACCCACGCCUUCUCCCUCCUCCCAGCCCCCGAGCCAUUGGUGAAAAUAAAAGCUAUUACUGAGCGCUUA
Felis catus (domestic cat) is the source of this 1212-nucleotide messenger RNA. RefSeq names its product cortexin 1 (gene CTXN1). NCBI's taxonomy places the organism in Eukaryota, Metazoa, Chordata, Mammalia, Carnivora, Felidae. The coding region runs from base 178 to 426 and encodes 82 amino acids. The transcript is spliced from 2 exons. The record is from RefSeq and is a predicted model, not a curated record.